CUCUCGUCACAUUGGUCGUCAGAUUCAUCGCGCUGCUGGGCUGGGUCUCGCCAUUCACUUGAUCGACACAAAUAAACACAGGGAACGCGCUUUGAAACCGUCCUCAUUUUAAAACGUUUCAUUGUCCGUCUCGUCAUUGGCGUUUCUGUUUUUUGACAUUUGGAAGUUAACGAGUAUAAAUAUUUUGGUGUUUUCGAGCCGUCAGAAACACUGACACGUGACGCCUGAGAAACUUUUGCGUGCGUAACGACACUGGAAGACGAAAUGGGGGAGAAUGAGGUACAGAUGGAGAACACAGAGCAAAUGCAGGAGUCUCACACUUCAAGCUCGGACAAAAUCGACUUGUCAUUAGAUGACAUUAUAAAGCUGAAUAAGAAAGAGCAGAAGGCGAACAGAGCUACGAACAGAGCUAAAAGUAAACGUGCUGCUAACAGGAACAACGUCUUGAAGAAACUCAACCAGGUUCCACAGCAGCAGAGGGGACUCGGACGAGGAGCGCAACAGUACCAAGGUCCUGGCAGGUUGAGAGGUUUGAGGAGACAAAGGGGAUCCGGUAGGGGCAUGGUGUCAAGAGGGGGUUCGCUAAACAGAGCCUCCGCCAUGACCGGUGGACAGUUUGAUCAGACCACAUUCACAUCGAGGGGGACAUUCAGAGGACGAGGAAGAGGUAGAGGAAGAGGAGGCGGACUGAGCAGGGGUGCAAUGUUAUCAAGAGGACAAAGGGGUGGAAGACCAUUUGUAUUAGACAGAGGGUUUUCUGCCACAAAAAUGGCUGAGAAAUUACAAAAGUAUCAGAAAAUAAGAAGUCACAGAACAGAACCAUCUGGCUCAACGCUGACAGUUUCCCUGCCAAAUGCUACAUCUGCACCUGUCACUGUGACUACACCUCAUCAGGCUAGGAGGGGUGGGGCAGUGUUAAGGGGCAGAUCAUCUAGAGGAGCCAGUACUUCUUCACCUAAGGGGAUUCCUCUGCAGUUUAACUACAAAGCAACCACUAACCAGACUGCCGUAUCCCUCAAUGACCGUUUCACUGACCUGAGGUUCAGAGGGCGAGGACGAGGAAGGGGUGGUGGAAGAGGAAGAGGAGCUGUUGGAGCAGGCGGACGAGGUGGAGGAAGAGGAAACGCUUUUGGGGGUGGACGAGGCAGAGGAAGAGGAAACAUUAUAGGUGCUGGAAGAGGCAGAGGAAAUAUUAUAGGUGCUGGAAGAGGCAGAGGAAGAGGAAACAUUAUAAGUGCUGGAAGAGGCAGAGGAAAUAUUGUGGGGGGUGGAAGAGGAAGAGGAAGAGGAAGAGGAGGGGUUGGUGAUACAAGAGGAGGACGAGGCUUGAGAAGAGGGAGGGGAGGAUCAAGAGGGGCUGGUCGAACAGUAACUCUGCAGUGAUUAGAAUAACAAUCAUUCAGUUUUAUGAAUUAGUAGUGUUUACUGUUAGUGAUGCACUGAAAUUUUAGCAACCAAAAUUUUAUGAAAAUUACUUGAAUCCGAAACAACAACAAAAAAAAAGGUAAUAAUUUUCAGUUUUGACCAAAAUAGUUUGAGGGCUUUGCUAUCACAGGACUAAAUUACAGUUUAAAAUAUAGUAGUCAACAUUUGAAGUGGAUCAAAAAAGUUCAUCAAAGUUGUCCCAAGAACUAAGUUGUGCUAAGAAGAACUUUUUAGGACAACUUUGAUGAAAGGUUUUGAUCCACUUCAAAUGUUGACUACUGUAUAUUAAAAUAGAAAAAUAUUUUUAAUUGUAAUAAUAUUACAAUCUAUUAUUUAUCAUAUUACAGUAUUACUGUUUUUACUGUAUUUUUCCAUCAAAUAAAUGCAGCCUUGGUGAGCAUAAGAGACUUUUCAAAAACAUGUAAAAAUCUUACAGACCCGAAACUUUCGAACGGUAGUGAAUAUCAUUGAGAAUAUAAAAUAUAUCUGAAUAUAUCAGAUGUAAUCAUAAACUGAAACAGUGAAUUUUAAUUGCUUUUCUCCAAUGACGGUAAACAUCGAUGCAAAAUGGACGCUCUUCAUCAUGAACAAAAAUGAUGCUAGAAUAACAAUAUGUAAAAAUUGUUUGAAAUAUCAAGAGGUGGCUCAUUGCUAAAUAAGUUCACUACGACUGGUAUAAUUUAUCACCUAAUCAUGAGAUCCUGAGCAGCACAAAACGUUCGGUUUCAGUUUUGGUUUUCAGCUUAAUGAAAACUUUACAGUUUUGUAAUCAAAUAAUUUUGGUGCAUCACUAUUUACUGUAAUGAUGUGAUUCAACUAGUUUACGAAUGCUUAAGUAUGAUUUUAAAAACAAGGACAAUUCACACUCAAGUAGCAGAACACCUCAGAUCUUUUGCAGAACUAAACACUUAAUUCGAAACUUUAAAAUAAUUUGACAAAACCCAAUUUUAACACUGUAUGGCACACACAUUCAUUCAUACAAUCUGAUUCUGUUUGAACCACUUACACACUGCAGCUUAAACACUUGCAACAUUUAUACUUUUGCAAUGAGAUAGCCUGGGUUUGGUUUUUUUUUCCAGAGAUAUUGUGCGAGUAAAGCAUUAUUGACCAAACACCACAAGACCAGUACUGCACAUUGAUGGAAAUAUUUAUUUCUCUCCACAUUGUAAAAUCAGUCAAUACAUCCUUGCAUUUCCAAAGGUUGCAUUUUGCACUGAAAAAAAAAAAAUCACAACAUAUUCUAACAUAGUCAACAAAAACCUUUGUUGAGACAAAAAAGUGAAAAUUAAAAAAAAACCUUAGCAUCAUCUCUUUGCCUAGCUGGAUCUGGCCAUAGCACUUUGUGCACAUCACAGGCUAUGUCCUCUCUCCUAAGACAAUGAGGGAAGAACCUUCAUAAAUGGUGAAUCCAUCCUUGCACAGACCCUGCAUAAAUGAAGUUACAGGCCUCCUCCAUGGCUUGAAUGAAGGAUAUCCUCACAUAGGGCUAGAGAUUGUUAACCUUCCACUGCUAUGCUGAAAAAAAAAAAAAAACUCCUCAUUGGGGUUAAGGAAGGGAGAGUAUGAUGGGUAAAAUUGUUGAUGCUCAUGAAACCACAUGACAAUGGAUCUCACCUGCUCUGUAUCCAUUUGGUUUCAAACAUGGAAUAAGGUGAAUGGGUCCCAAAAAUACUGGUGGAGUUCAUAUAGUAGGCUACAUUGUACUGUAGACUGUAGAGAAUUUUUUUUUUUUUUUUACCUGUGCUCUUGUCCAAAUUACUGUAGCAAUAGUACUGUAUAUCUUGUUGGGCUGAACUCUCUGUCCACCCUCUCAAUGUCAACCCAUGGUUUACAACAUGAUCAACCAAGGUUGCUCAAAUCACAUUUGAUAAAUAUUGUCCUCGUCUUUUUUGUCCAGAUCCUCCUCCAGGUCUACCUCUUCCUCUCCCUCUUCCUCUUCCUCUUCCUCUUCCUCUUCCUCUUCCUCCACGGGCUCCCCCUCUCAUCCUCACUCUCCCUCUGCAAUGUUGUCUUCCAUUUUUUUGAAGACAGAUAAACUCACCUGUUGCCUUUUUAUAGUGCUUACACUUGAUUGUUGAGUUUACAAUUAAGCACCCAAGUGUCUGCACACCUGACGGCCAUGUUUGAUCAAUUGGUCCAUAGGUGUGGUAUUUUAGAAAGCAGUGCCUUGAGAUGGCAAAGAAGUGACGUAUUAGAUUUCUGUGUCUAAAGAAGUGUGUGUAGUGAUUUGCAAAAAGUGUGAGGCUGAGAAUGUACUUAUAGUUGUGCAGGUCUGGGCUGAGGGUUUGCUUCUUGAGUGUCAGGUUUCACUAACUGUGCGUUAUUUCAAUCGUAAAAAAAAAAAAAAAAAAAAAAAAACACCCUGUAAAUAUUUGAAAGAAUUCUGACAGGGAUAAGGAGGUUUUAUUGCAGUGUACAAACAGAAGAUUGUCCUUUUUAAAAGAAAAUGUAAAAUGUUUGUUAUAUGAUGAAGAUUUUUACAUUUUUAAGGAAAAAUACACGUUUGAAAGUACCUCAGAGGAUAAUGAAGUGCCUCUUCGUAUACAGUGUAAAUACUGUUUUGCAUUCUGACACUAGAAGAUUUCCUCUCAGUAAUAAAAAUCAUAGCCUAUAUUUCAAACCAAAUGUAAAUAUGCAAAGAAGUUGUUUACAUUUGAUAUCAUCAUAUCAAUAAACCAAACAAUGGACAUUUUUGACAGUAUUAUUUUGUGUUUUCUGUGUGGUCUGUCUGACAAAAAAUAAAAUUGUAAUUUACUGUU
Messenger RNA from Megalobrama amblycephala (Wuchang bream), 4184 nucleotides. RefSeq names its product probable H/ACA ribonucleoprotein complex subunit 1. The record is from RefSeq and is a predicted model, not a curated record. NCBI's taxonomy places the organism in Eukaryota, Metazoa, Chordata, Actinopteri, Cypriniformes, Xenocyprididae. Gene Ontology annotation, molecular function: mRNA binding. Gene Ontology annotation, biological process: mRNA export from nucleus. Bases 265 to 1383 code for a protein of 372 amino acids. The transcript has 9 exons.